Molecule: messenger RNA, 1524 nt
Organism: Kockovaella imperatae
Lineage: Eukaryota; Fungi; Basidiomycota; Tremellomycetes; Tremellales; Cuniculitremaceae
Product: beta-lactamase-like protein
Exons: 3
Coding region: 1-1524 (507 amino acids)
Biological process (GO): secondary metabolite biosynthetic process
Source: RefSeq, a predicted model, not a curated record
AUGGAGAACAAGCUGGAGAGGCUGAGUGAUACCAUGAAGCUCUCCGCUCACGUCACUCGGAUCCUGGGCCAGAAUCCCGGUAUGAUGACACUUCAAGGGACUAAUUGUUACCUUCUUCAACCCCCUUCGAACCCUCUAGCCCCGAUCAUCCUCAUCGACACGUCUUCUCCGCACACUGCUCAACAAUAUGUCGACCUUGUCAUGCUCCACUUGCAACAUCUCGGACUUCAAUCGGGGACCCGAGAGACUCACUUCGAGUCCCCAUUUUCCAAGGCCUCAUUGGACAAUUUCCCGCCUGAGAAACAUGAAGAGCUCAAAGCCAAAGUCAUCGGUGAACGACUCGAGGCUCCUCAUGGACCAGACGAUCAGCUCACAGAGUAUGGUGGCACGACUCAAACGGGACAGUGGGCACCUAACGCGACCAAGGCAAGACGACUCCCUCCUAUCGAGCACAUCAUCCUGACGCAUCGACAUCUGGAUCAUGUCGGUGCCCUACCGACCUUGCUCAAGACGUUGCAAGAGCAUGAAUUGCCACCGCCAAAGCUUUGGAAACUUCCUUCUCCCGAUGAAGCGGAACUGCAACUGUCUGAACGAGAUAGACCGACUACUGACGCUGCCAUAUGGCAAACCCUCCCUCAAGGCACCUACCAGUCGUUUUCACCCUUUCAACCCAUGCAUCCCAUCAUGCCUGGUCUCAUGAUCUCUAUCCUUGAUCCAGUCUACAAGCACCUUCUCAAACACGACAAGGACGGGAAGCCGAAAUGGAACGACGUACCAGAAGUGGCUCGAGUCUCGCUUCGAUGUCUCAGAACACCAGGACACACUGCGGAUUCUGUCAGUUUGGUUAUGUGUGAAGGGGAGAAGGGGGUGUUCACUGGCGACACAGUUCUGGGGGAGGGCACCACAGUAUUCACAGAUCUCGCGUCGUACAUGGUUUCGCUCAAAACCCUCUUGGCGAUCAAGCCGUCGACAAUGUAUCCCGCUCACGGCCCUCACAUCGUCGGUCAGGAAGACUGCACGACCCAUUUGUCCAACUAUAUCUCUCAUCGGAUGGAACGAGAGGGCCAGAUUGUUCAGCUCCUCCAGUACAUCGCGUCUGACCCUGCAAACGUGCGGACUCUUGUGGACACCCUCAUGCAAGGGUUCGAAGCAGAAAAGGCUGCCGAGACCAAGUUCAAUCACGAAUUUCUCUCUGGUAAACCGUUCGUGCCAAAGAAGAAGAAGCCCGACGAUGCGAAGGAUGAGGAGACUCAGGAGCCCGAUCCACCCACAGCCGGCUCCAAAUUCCCCUCGGAUGAACGCGCUCUGCCUAUACCCUUGAUCUGCCGAUUCCUCUACAAAUCCAACAAUGACGCUCUCAUAUUUGCCGCGUCAAAGAGCAUCGGCGCGCAUCUUGUCAAGCUCGAGGAAGAAGGCAAAGUCAAGCGAAAGGCGGUACACAUGCCAAAGAUCGUACAAGGUAAAGUUGGCGAUUCAGAGGAUCAGGAAGGGUGGGAAUGGGUAGGAGUGACACAGGCCGAGUAA